Messenger RNA from Synchiropus splendidus (mandarinfish), 2469 nucleotides. RefSeq names its product zinc finger and BTB domain containing 14 (gene zbtb14). Gene Ontology annotation, molecular function: DNA-binding transcription factor activity, RNA polymerase II-specific; RNA polymerase II cis-regulatory region sequence-specific DNA binding; protein binding. Lineage: Eukaryota; Metazoa; Chordata; Actinopteri; Syngnathiformes; Callionymidae. The record is from RefSeq and is a predicted model, not a curated record. Gene Ontology annotation, biological process: regulation of transcription by RNA polymerase II. Bases 1112 to 2407 code for a protein of 431 amino acids. The transcript has 10 exons. Gene Ontology annotation, cellular component: nucleus.
GACGCGCGGUGGUGAUGAGGAAACACGCAGAAGAAAGAGGGCACAGAAGUUUCACGGUUUAUUGAGGAGCAGAGCGCGGAGCUCCGCCGGCUCGGGACACACGUCCACACACGUCCUGCUCAAACACUUGAAACGCUUGAAUGGUCUCAGCUCAGCUCAGUCUGACCCGCAGGACGCCAUCGGUGCAGCGCCAGGAGCAUGAAUGACGCUGAGCAGGUUGAAAUGAAAGGGAGGCCCGUGCUCGCACCGUCCACGCUCGUGCCACGGCCCCAGUCCGGUCCUCGGUCACAACCAGCACUGGGGAAGUUAUGAGCUGUGCGCAUGCGUCCUGGUGCGCCUGUCUAACAGAUCUUUGGUGCGCCUGCGUGCCCCCGCAGUCUUCCGGUCUUUGCUCGUCCUCAACAAUAACAACAAGCGGACUAAGUGUUGGUGGAGCCCCCGAGGAGCACCGCAGUCCCGGCUGGGCGUGCGGUGUGGAUCCUCCCGCCGCAGAGCGAGCCAUGUCGCGCCGGCGUGCGGCCACAUGUCGCGCGCGUGAAGUUGGAGGCGCAUGAACACGCAGCGGCAUCUCACGGGGUGAAUGAAUGAACCCGUCCGGCACCUUCUGAAGUGCGUGUCUCAGCGGACUGAGGCUUCAAGUAAAGUAUGUACUGAGCCCUCGGAGGUUUAAUCCACUGGCAUGAGACGAGUCAGGGAUCAUUGUAUGAAACCUGUGGAACGACACACGAGGGCUGCACUCAGAGAGUGCAAACCUCUACCAAGCAGCUUCUGCUCACCCCAGCAGAAUCUCUUUUUCCAGCGUUGCACCCACAAGUGCCAAAGAUGGUUUCUUUCUCCCGGACCCAGGUGGCGAUCCCAAUCACUCUUCCUAUUUCCCGGAAGAUGAAUCCAAAUCCCUCCAUAACUUUGCGAGUUGUUGUGGCCUCAAAGACAGGAACCAUGGUGGAGAACGUGACCUCCUUGAGACUUUCCAAAUCGUGUUUUCUGGCAGUGAAACAAAGGAUGACGCUCAACGUUUACCAUCUCGUCCAUCCACCAGGCUGUCGUCCCGCCUCCAUCCUCCGCAGUGAAAGUCCGGACCUGGUUUUGGCGCACGCUCUCUGCUGGCCCGAUGGCGGAGACGUUAAAGUAUGUGGACGAUGAACACAAGAGCAUCUUCCUCAAGCUGCUGAAUGAGCAGCGGCUGGAGGGCGAGCACUGUGACAUCGCUGUUGUCGUUGAAGACGUCAAGUUCCGUGCCCACCGCUGCGUCCUCGCCGCCUGCUCCAAGUACUUCAAGAAACUCUUCAAAAAGCAUGAGGUGGACAACUCCUCUGUCAUCGAGAUCGACUUCAUCCGCUCGGACAUCUUCGAAGAAGUCCUCAACUACAUGUACACGUCCAAGAUCUCUGUGAAGAGACGAGACGUCAACCUGAUGAUGUCCUCGGGACAGAUUCUUGGAAUCCGCUUUCUAGACAAACUCUGCUCGCAGAAGAGAGACGUGACGGCUGAGGACAAGGACAAGUUUCCUUACGACAUUGUGAAGAUGGCGCUGCCUCCAGAGGCGCAGCUGGCUGCCGAUGCUGAGGCUCUUGUCGACGAUGACUCGCCUCCAUCCGAUGACCUUGUCGACACUGCAGCCAAUCAGGAGCUUGAUAAGUCUCCCACCUCUGCACUUCGUGUCCAGGAGGCCAUCCUGAAGGAACUGACCAAUGAGGACGUCCACAAGGUGACCUGCUAUGACCAGGACGUGGUGACUGACAUGGAGACGGAGCCCAAAGAUCUGGGCGCAGAGCAUCACGCCACACAAACGCUGACGUUUGCCGAGAGCAUCGGGGGGGUGAAGGACGAGCAGACCCCGAGCUGGUCCACUGCAGCCGCCGACAUGAAGUUUGAGUAUUUGCUCUACGGAGCCCGGGACCAGCUGGCAUGCCAGGGCUGUGGCAAGACCUUUUUGGACGAGACCCGACUCAGGAAACACGAGAAGCUUCACUCAGCUGAGCGGCCGUUCUCCUGUGAGAUCUGCUCCAAAGCUUUCACCACACAUGCGCACCUGAAAGAGCACCUGAAGAUCCACGCCGGGUUCAAGCCGUAUCGGUGUGAGGUUUGCGGGAAGUCCUUCAUUCGAGCGCCGGACCUUAAAAAACACGAGCGGGUCCACAGUAACGAGAGGCCCUUCACCUGCCAGCUGUGUGACAAGGCCUUCAAACACAAGUCUCACCUGAAGGACCACGAGCGAAGGCAUCGAGGAGAGAAGCCGUUCGUCUGCCAGUCCUGCACCAAAGCGUUCGCCAAGGCGUCAGACCUCAAGCGCCAUGAGAACAACAUGCACAGUGAGAGGAAGCACCUGAACCUUCAGAGUGAAGCGGAGACUCUGCAGGCUGUUGCCAUGGCAGCCGAGGAGCAGCACCUGGACUCCAUCAGCUGAUUCUCAGGGUUCUCCACCGGACUGGACCUCAUGACUGCACUGAUAAUAAAGAAUCAUUUUAA